Messenger RNA from Ilex paraguariensis (yerba mate), 1203 nucleotides. Lineage: Eukaryota; Viridiplantae; Streptophyta; Magnoliopsida; Aquifoliales; Aquifoliaceae. The record is from the annotation of a GenBank genome assembly.
AUGACCAACAGUUUGGUCUCCAUAAUUCUUGUGGUUGUGUUUUGUGGGUUAGCUGCUGGAACCAGAACAACAUUGUUCUUGACAGAAGCUCAGGAUGCUGUGUCUGCAGUGGCUGAUGAUGGCAUUUGCAAGUCGAUGGUCGAGACACAAGGCUAUUUUUGCGAGGAACACAUGGUGACAACUCGAGAUGGUUAUAUUCUCAGCAUACAGAGAAUUCCAGUAGGACAGUCAGGAAAGACAUCGGGGAAGAGGGCACCAGUCUUGCUGCAGCACGGGCUCCUGAUGGAUGGGAUAACAUGGCUGCUCAGUCCUCCAGAUCAGUCUUUAGCAUUGCUCUUAGCAGAUAAUGGGUUUGAUGCUUAUUGGGAUUGGACAUGGGAUGAAUUGGUAGAUUAUGAUCUUCCUGCUAUAUUUCAGUAUGUUCAUGAUCAAACAGGGCAGAAACUGCACUAUGUUGGGCAUUCCCUGGGAACUUUGAUUGCUCUGGCUUCUUUUUCAAAAGGGCAGCUGGUGGAUAUGCUAAGAUCGGCUGCCUUGCUUAGUCCAAUUGCUUAUGUAGGUCAAGUGACCUCCCCAUUAGCAAGAAAUGCUGCAGAUAGUCUUCUUGCAGAAGCGUUAUAUUGGCUUGGUAUCAAUGAAUUCAAUCCAAGAGGGAAGGCAGUAAUUGAACUUCUUAAGCAUAUUUGCCAGAAGGCAGGUGUUGAUUGCACUAACAUGUUAACGUCUUUCACAGGUCAGAACUGCUGCCUGAACUCUACCAUAGUAACUGUUUUCCUAGAACAUGAGCCUCAGUCAACCUCAACCAAGAACAUGAUCCAUAUCUCUCAGAUGAUAAGAGAAGGAACCAUCAGAAUGUAUGACUAUAAAGAUGAGGAUGAGAACAGGAAACAUUAUGGACAACCGACUCCUCCAGCUUACAACAUGAAAAGCAUACCAAAUGACCUUUCUCUCUUCCUCAGCUAUGGAGGUGCAGAUGCACUUUCUGAUGUGAACGACGUUCAGCUCUUGCUGGACAACCUCAAGGAUCAUGAUGGAGAUAAGCUUGUUGUUCAGUACAUAGAGAAUUACGCUCAUGCAGAUUAUGUUAUGGGUGUGAAUGCUAGGCAAGCUGUGUAUGAUCCUCUCAUGGCUUUCUUUAAGCUUCAAUGAAAACUUGACUGAAAGAAAAAAGAAGAAAUUGAGUGUGAACUACUGUUUUUUUUU